Molecule: messenger RNA, 603 nt
Organism: Fraxinus pennsylvanica
Lineage: Eukaryota; Viridiplantae; Streptophyta; Magnoliopsida; Lamiales; Oleaceae
Source: the annotation of a GenBank genome assembly
AUGGCAACUGAAAACAAAUCGAAGCCAAACAAUGACAAGAAAAGGAAGCAAUAUAUUCCCCAUAAUAGACCAGUGAAAAAGGGUAAAUACGCAUUACGACCCGGAGUUCAGGGGUUCUUUAUAACGUGUGAUGGUGGAAGGGAACGCCAAGCCUCAAACGAAGCCAUUAAUGUUAUUGACUCUUUCUAUGAAGAGCUUGUAAAUGGGACAGAGACAACAAUCGAACAAGCAGAAUUAUCUAAAAAGCCCUUGAAUAAAGUAACCAAAUUUACAUACUCUGACUCCUCCAGCAGUGAUGAUGAUGACAAUGAUGAAGAUUCAGAUAAUGAUCAUCAUGAGGAUGAAAGCAAUGUACGGACGAAGGAGGAAGAAAACAAACCCGCCAUUGCAACAGGCAUCGUUGUAAAUAAUGAAAAUCUUAUAAAGGAAGAGUCGGGGAAUCAAAAGGAGGAUGACAUAUCGAGUGAGAAGGAAGCACAAGAAAAUAAAGAGAAAACUGACGGUCAAGAAGCUGAAGCUGUUGAGCCACCGGUGAAGAAACAAUGUACAAAAAACAAUGCAUUUGAAUGUCAAAAUGGCAUAUAUAAUAAGGUGGAAAAUUGA